Molecule: messenger RNA, 504 nt
Organism: Amoebophrya sp. A25
Lineage: Eukaryota; Dinophyceae; Syndiniales; Amoebophryaceae
Source: the annotation of a GenBank genome assembly
GGCAGAUCGAGAAGCUGCAGAAAGUCGCCUCGAUUGCGCGAAUAUCUGCAAGCGAGCGGAGCUUUUUCUCCGCCGAUGAGGAGACAACGCUACGAGCGUUUGUUCAGCAGGUUGCCCGCGAAGUGAGAGUGGACCUUGCGGCGCGCAUAAUGGAGGACCACACUGGCGAUACGGGGUUGUUGAAGCAGGGCCGAAAGAUAAGACCUCUUCAACCGGUGCGCGAAGCCGCGGGCACGUCGGAAGAUCUAUCUGCAAGAGGCAGCGCUGGCGAGCGAGAGGGGGAAGAAAAAACAAGUGACGCAGAGCAGAGCCACGAAGCAGCGGCAGCAGAGAAUGCAAAUAAUGGAGGCUUUUUCGCUACAGAGGACGAUAAAUUUUGGAGUUCUUCGGAGGGCAGCACGACAGGUUUCUUUGAUAGAGCAGCGCAGGACGGCAUGAUGCCGAUGGAGCAUGAGGUUUCCACUGACGCCGGGAAAGCGGCACAGCGCGAAGCGGGAGCUCUAG